Messenger RNA from Dalotia coriaria, 5910 nucleotides. RefSeq names its product Pcf11 cleavage and polyadenylation factor subunit (gene Pcf11). Gene Ontology annotation, biological process: termination of RNA polymerase II transcription. The transcript is spliced from 15 exons. NCBI's taxonomy places the organism in Eukaryota, Metazoa, Arthropoda, Insecta, Coleoptera, Staphylinidae. Gene Ontology annotation, molecular function: RNA polymerase II complex binding; mRNA binding. Gene Ontology annotation, cellular component: cytoplasm; mRNA cleavage factor complex. The record is from RefSeq and is a predicted model, not a curated record. Bases 283 to 5364 code for a protein of 1693 amino acids.
GUGCCGCGAUCGCAGCGCGCCUCGAAAAAUCCAAGCGACCUCACGCCAAACGCCACAGCAGCAGUCAGUUUGCAAUCGCCAUAUUGGGUCGAGCAGUGCGUGCUAGAAUAAUCGACAAACAGUGCUAAAAGCUAGUGAACAUAUCGUUGUGCAUCCCUAACGGACAACGAAACUGACCACGAUGAUCGUCUAAGGAGUUUCCCAACAAGCAGCAGCGCUUAACAAUGAACUUUAAAUAAUCUGUGAUACUAAUUUAAAUAGAGUGUUAGUUAAUUAUUCACGAUGGCGACUAGCCAGGAGGUGAAGGACACCUACAAGUCCACCCUGCAGGAUCUCACCUGCAACAGCAAGCCGCUCAUCAGCGUGCUGACGAUGCUCGCUGAGGAGAACGUUGCCCAUGCGAAGGACAUCGCCGAAGCAAUCGAAGAACAUCUGGCUAAGGUCCGAACGGAUGUUAAAUUGCCAGUGCUGUAUUUAAUCGACUGUAUUGUCAAGAAUGUCAGUGGACCAUACACGGCGGCGUUCUCGGCGAACCUGGCCACGAUGUUUACUUCGGUGUUUCAAGUGGUCGACGAGAAGACGCGCAUGGAGAUGUUCAAGUUGCGCCAGACGUGGAACGACGUUUUCUCGAAGAGUAAGCUCUACGCGUUGGAUGUGAACACCAACCGGCUGGAUCCAGCGUGGCCUGUGACGGCGGCACCACCGAAUAUUCAUUUUAAUCCAAAGUUCCUUAAUUCGGCAAAUGCGAAAAUUACGGCCACCAAAGAAGUUGCCAAACCGGCGGCUGUAAACCCCGCCAUGUUGCCGGAAUCUACGCUCGAUAUGCAGCAGCAGUUGCUUAUCAAACAGAAACAGCUGCUUGAGCUGCAGCAAAAGAAGCUGGAGUUGGAGCUGUUGCAGACGCAGGUGAAGCUGCAGGAACAGAUUAAGAAGUCGGGCACCACCGCCGUUCCCAAGGUCGACGAGAGCGUGAAAAUCACCUCGCCCAACUCUUCCAAAUUGUUACUCAAACCGGAAGUUGCCAAACAGCUGCUUAGCGAUAAAAAGGAUGACUCUGCGAAGGCGAUGUUGGCACAGAUUAAUCAAAAGUUUCCUAACUCAAAACCAAUCACUCCUGUUAAUAAUAGUAUGCCUAUUUUGGGUGUGCCAAGUGUGCGACCUCCUAUUCGUGAUCCGCGCCUUUUGCGACAGGCGCAACAGGCUGUUCAAAUCACCCCUGCUAUUACAAUUCCAGCGGCGGGUAUUGUGUCACUUGUUGACGAUGCCGACAAUAUUAUAUUGUCGGACAAGAAAGGUUUUCGUGAUGAGCCGAAGAAACCACUUUCUCGUAUACCGCUUAAGUCGAAACGGUCGUCGUCACCUUCUAAUAAGAGCAAGUCGACGUCCCGGCACUCGACGAAAUCCUCAUCCGGGUCUACCAGUUCGCUGGAGUCUCCGAAAAAAUCUAGUCGUUCCUCUUCCAAGUCGCCAUCGAAAUCCUCGUCGAAGUAUGGCAAAAGUAAGAAUUCUCGUAAUUCUGACAAGCGAUCGAAACGCAAUGAUCGGCGAUCACCGAAGAAGGAUAAAGGGCGGAAUUAUCGUCGUGAACGGCCUAUCAGUAUUAGUCCCGAGCUGGAUGAGAAGAAGGAUGUUGAUCUACGUGUAGGUGGACCAGCUGAUAAACAAAGUAAACAUGAUAAAGAUACAGACUUACGAACCAACAGUACAAUUGGCAACAAACGCUUGUCUUCUGAGGUUAAUGAUGGCCCAAGCAGCAAAAAGAAUCGCGCAGAGAAGUUUGAUGCAUUAUUUGGUAGCGAGGAUGUUGACUUGCGUAAAUUACCAAAUAAGGAUGUUGACCGACCAAUCACACCGCCAGCACCGAUUAUUUCGAAUAAACCUGCUGGAACAAUCGAAAAGGAAAACACCAACGGAUCUCAGAGCAAGGAACCAGUUCCGAAAUUAAGUUUGGAAGUUCUUCGUGCCAAGUUGGCAAAUGCCACCAACGCUAACAAGGAUUCAUUGCAGAAAUCUAGACUACAAGCGCAAGCGGAUAAAUUUAAACAGAAACAGUUUGCGAAAAAAGAAGAGAAUAAAAUCUUCAUCACCUCCGCUGAAGAAGAGAAUAUCAAGUCUGGUAAAAUGACCAAGGCGCAAGAGACGAACCUGAUCGGCAAGAUGAUUGCGCAGAUUGAGAAUCAGAAACUCAAAGAGGCGAAGCGACAGGAGAACGAAGUCCUAAAUAGUAUGAUGAUGCAGCCGAUUAGCGACGACGAGUUCGAUUCGGACGUCGAUGCGCCGACAAAGAAGCUCGACGAUGCUAGUAACGCGCAGCAAAACCAGCGUUUCGAGCCGCGAUUCAAUCGCGAGCCGCAGUGGAAAGGCAAGCGCGGUGCGUUUGCGGGUAGUACACGUGCGACUCGCGGACGUGCUGAUCCGUGGAUUCGGCCGCUGCCGCAGGGCCCAUUGUGGGCUGGCGCGCGGCCUCUUAUCGGCCCGGUUUUCGAAGAGGACGCUUGCGGCAAGGUGGGUGCCGAUCCGAUUUCGGCAUCGGUACCAUCGCCGCCGUCGCACUUGCAGGAUGACAUCUGUAUGAGCCAUGAAAAUAUUAAGUCGAUAAACAUUGAUGGUGAACCGCGUGAUAUUUUAUUCUAUGGCGAAACCGCAAUUGCCUUUAUGAGUCCCGACGAUCCCCGCGAGAUUUCCUUUCAGGCAGGUCAGAGGCGCGUCAGCUUCGAUGACAUCCAUUCCUAUGUCCUUGCCUUUAACGAUCCGUACCGCGAUGUGUUGAUAAACGGGCAUUGUCAUAGGGUACGUUUAGGUGCACCAACGCGGGAGAUCUACAUCGACGGCAAGCCGCAUGAGUGCUUCUUUGGCGGGCCGCCGAUCUACGUCGAGCUGGAUGGCAAAUUGGCGAUGAUCAAGAUUGAUGGGCCAGCGCCGCAAGUGAAGAUCGGCAAUGUGAAGCGCACGGACCUGGUGGCGGGCAAAGUGAAUCUAAUCGUAGAUGCGAAGACUAUUGUGCCGAUUUAUCUCGAUGGCCGCACGCAGUCGUUCGAAGUGGACGGCAUUAUGAACACGCUGCGGUUUAAGAAUCGCUUGGGGACUGUGCUAAUCAACGAUCAACCGAAUUAUGUAGAAUUCGGCGGUUUGCCAAAAGGAGUGAUGGUCAACGGACGCAAGCACUUUAUUCGCUUUUCAGUACUGCCGAAAGGAGUACGACCCGGGUUUGUGAAUGUGAAAGACAUGGAGGGUAAUGGUCCACCAACUUCCGAGGGCGAGAAUAGUCAAGAUGGCUGCGAUAAUUCCACUGAGCGUAUGCCUGCACAGCAGCCGCAACAACGCAUGAGGAAGAGUCGGUUUAGUGAUCAUUCCCCGGACAGAAGUCCGCAAAAUCAGAUUUUGAAUAUAAUACAACAACCUACUUUUGGCAAUUUAGACAAUUUGCUAUCGAUUGCAUCGGCCGCAUUACCAACACUUAUGCCCCAACGCAACAUGGGCAGCUAUCAGAUCGAGAAGCCAGCAACAAUUGUCCCACCUCCUAUUAUCGAACCCCAUGUACAAUCUAUUUCGCAAAACAAUUCAUCGAAUUCUCAAAUGUUGAUUAACACGGCAGUACCUCCGCCAAUCGCGAGUCAAACUCCUGCCCCUGCGCCAGCACCUACUAAUCCAAUGUUAAACAUAAACGAUUUGUUUCAAAAACUAGUUGCGACGGGUAUUGUGACAACGUUGCAGAAUCAGACUGCGCCAGCAGCAGUGAAACCUGAAAUCAAGCAGCAGUUGAGUCCGCAAAUGCCACAGCAUGAGGUGGAACUAUCGCCGCCGAGGAUGCACAAACACGAAGUACAAAUGAAACUGAUUAGUUUCGACGAUCCUAGUUCACUUAAAGUUCGACAGCCAGGCCUCGUUCACAUGUUCUAUGCGGGGAUGCAGUGCAGUAGUUGUGGGAUGCGUUUCGCUCAGGAGAAUUCCAGUCUGUAUAGUCAGCAUUUAGACUGGCACUUUAGGCAAAAUCGCAAGGGGAAGAAGAAUAUUCGCAAAGCUUCCAGCAGACGAUGGUAUUAUUCCAUUACGGAUUGGAAUAACUACGAAGAAAUUGAAGAUUUGGAUGAACGAGAAAAAUGUUACUUUGAAAAUCAACAACUCAACCAGAACGAGGGCAAAGACGAAGAAAACGAGGCUGAAAUUGAAAUACCCAGUGUACCUGCCGACAUCAACAAUCAAGAUCCACGUUGUGAAGUGUGCCAAGAAAAACUUGAACAAUUCUACAACGAGGACAAGGAAGAAUGGCACCUGAAAAUGGCCAUUCGCGUCGAAGACAAGACGUAUCAUCCAUUGUGCUACGAAGAUCUACAGGCGAAUGAUACAGCCAAUGAAACAAUGGAAGAGCACAGCAUAUCAAAUGUAUCAAUGGAUACUGAUUUGCUCGGUGAUGUUGAAAUGAAACAGGAACCGACAACCAUACCCGGUUUAGAUGUUGUACCCGAUGAGGAACCACCUGUUUGUUUGGAUGAAUCGUCCGCAAGCAAACCUAACACGCCAAAAUCGGAACUUGACGCAGACAUGGACGAAACGUCGCAGGAUCAUAAUGGUGAAACAAAGACUGAUGACGAAGCGAAACCAGAGAUGGAAGAUGAACCUAUGGACGCCGAAGAUGACGAUGUGAUUAUCAAUGAAGUCGAACCGGAGCGGAUCGUUCUCGAUGACUACGAAUUUGACGAGAACGGUUUGAUUGCGGGAGUGGUCGUCAAACAGGAACCAGUUGACGAUGGCUUCACAGACAUUGAAAACUUCCAUCUGAGCUCGCCGAAAGUCCCAGAGGAACCCGCACCACAGGAUGAAUCAUUCAUGGAUAUCGGUGAAAUAUCUGAACCAGCAGUGCCUAAUGCGACAAACGAAAACGCCGAGGGCGACGCGACACAAGAUCCGCGUUCGCCUCUCUCGGAGGCGGCGUGCGAAACAGCGCCAACGUCACCAACCGCGAACACUGACACGGCAGAUGCGGAAAACACAACAACAACAACAACAACCACAGCCACGACAAUCGUGAGCAGCAACGAACCGUUGCUUACCAUGCCGACAAUAGACGGUAACUUAGAUUGCAAUAAUGCAGGCGCAAUACCGACCGUGCCGGCCGGCGGCAUGGGUGGUAGAAUAAAAAUUAAUAUCUCGAAACCAAUGCCUGUAAUUGCCCCGAAAGAAAAUAAAGAUAAUACUUCAGACGUUGAUAAUAAUAUAGAACCUGUUGAUCCCACCCAACCUUUACCACCAGGUGAAGAGCCGGUGCAGUUGUAUCUGAAGCCGGCUCUUCAAGGUAUUGACUUGAAGCAAGUACCUCCUGUUAAUAAAGGUUCGGAGCUGACUGGCCUUUGUUCUAUAAUGUGAUUUGUCGCUCUCUGCAUACGCACCGAGAACGAGAAACUUUUUAAAUUAAUUGAACGCGCGAUUCAAAGCUAAUUUCCAAUGAUUUGUAAUAUUCUUACACUUACAAAUGUUUGUACAUAAUCGAUUAAUAAUACAUUUUUGACUAUAUUUCAUAGUUUUUGUAUAUAUUUUACUAUAAGUUAAGCGGACGACACUUCGUUGAAUAGAGGCGAAACUAAACUUUCAUUUUGAACGAGUUCUACUUUAGUUUGGGACGAUUGUAUUUGUUGAACAAUGACAAUUAAAUAAUUUUGAAAUAAAACAGUUAUUUUCCAUUUGAGCAAUGUAUGGAUUUUGUAUUAUAUUAAUUGGUUAAUUUAAGUGCGUACACAUAUGAAUAAUUGUUAGUUUUGAUUUCACUUUGUUUAAUAGAAAUGAUAUUUUAAUUAAUAAAUAUAUCAUCCCCAUACAUAUAUAAAUGUUUAUUAUAACUAUAAAAUACUUGUGUAAUUAUAAGGUAUAGUGUACGAAUGAUACUUAAAAAUAAAUAUAAUCAAUAGACUAAAA